GCUCCCUUGACGCCCUGCACCGGCGGCUGGAGUGCGCGUGCGCGUCGGGGGCGUUAGCGGCGGACCCGGCUGGCAGUACCUUCCUCGGAAGGAGCGAUUCCUCUGCCAUGGAGUCCUACGAUGUGAUCGCCAACCAGCCUGUUGUUAUCGACAACGGAUCCGGUGUGAUUAAAGCUGGUUUUGCUGGUGAUCAGAUCCCGAAGUACUGCUUUCCAAACUAUGUGGGCAGACCCAAGCACGUCCGAGUCAUGGCAGGAGCCCUCGAAGGAGACAUCUUCAUUGGCCCCAAAGCUGAGGAGCAUCGAGGGCUGCUGUCCAUCCGCUACCCUAUGGAGCACGGCAUCGUCAAGGACUGGAACGACAUGGAGCGCAUCUGGCAGUAUGUCUACUCCAAGGACCAGCUGCAGACUUUCUCAGAGGAGCAUCCUGUGCUCCUGACUGAGGCGCCUUUAAACCCACGGAAAAAUCGAGAACGGGCUGCCGAAGUUUUCUUCGAGACCUUCAAUGUGCCGGCCCUUUUCAUCUCCAUGCAAGCUGUGCUCAGCCUCUAUGCCACAGGCAGGACCACAGGUGUGGUGCUGGAUUCUGGGGAUGGCGUCACCCAUGCUGUGCCCAUUUACGAGGGCUUCGCCAUGCCUCACUCCAUCAUGCGCAUUGACAUCGCUGGCCGAGAUGUCUCUCGCUUCCUUCGCCUCUAUCUGCGCAAGGAGGGCUACGAUUUCCACUCGUCCUCCGAAUUUGAGAUUGUCAAGGCCAUAAAAGAAAGAGCCUGCUACCUGUCCAUAAACCCCCAGAAGGACGAGACGCUGGAGACAGAGAAGGCUCAGUACUACCUGCCUGAUGGCAGCACCAUCGAGAUCGGACCUUCCCGCUUUCGGGCCCCGGAGCUGCUGUUCAGGCCAGACUUGAUCGGUGAGGAGAGUGAGGGCAUCCAUGAGGUCCUGGUGUUCGCCAUCCAGAAGUCUGAUAUGGACCUGCGGCGCACCCUGUUCUCCAACAUUGUCCUCUCAGGAGGCUCCACCCUGUUCAAAGGUUUUGGUGACAGGCUCCUCAGUGAAGUGAAGAAACUGGCUCCCAAAGACGUGAAGAUCAGGAUAUCUGCGCCACAGGAGAGACUGUAUUCCACGUGGAUUGGGGGCUCGAUCCUUGCCUCGCUGGACACCUUUAAGAAGAUGUGGGUCUCCAAGAAGGAAUAUGAGGAAGAUGGUGCCCGCUCCAUCCACAGGAAAACCUUCUAAUGUGGAGAUGUCAUCUUCACCUCUCUGAAGUUAACUCCACUUUAAACUCGCUUUCUUGAGUCGAACGAUUGUGAGGAACUGCCUGUGUGUGCGUGUGUGGGCGUAUGAGUGUGCACAGAUGCGAGUGCGUGUGGCCCGAGGACCUCUGGGCCCAGAAAGGACGAUGCUUCCCCGCGACGGCGACAGCCGAGGCCUGGGCUUGACCACCAACGGGCCCCGGCAGGGAAGAAUGCCGCAGAGGCCCGCUCCUCCCUCAGCGGACCUGCACCUGGCUGUGUGGGACUCAGCACUGCCGUGGGGAGACGCUCCUGCCCUCCCCCAGGGUGCCCAGGGCCUGAGCUGCUGCCUGCCCUUGGCGCCCUCCUGCUGUCCUUGCCUCCUCCAGUGGACCAUGGACUGGGGUUGGGGUGAAGUUCUGUCUGGCCUGCUUGUCUGUCAGUCGUGAGAGGCCGUGAAAGGACUUUGGGGUGGCACGGUGCCCUCACAUCCACUCGGGCCCGGGACCUCCCUGGGCAUUCGCAGUGGGCAUUCGUGCCACCUGUGAUUGGCUGCAGAGGUAAUGCCCCAAGCCCAGUCCAUCCCGGGGCCUCAGAGCUUAGGAGACCUUCCCGGCCCUGGUAGUUCGCUUCUCAUCCAUCCUUGUUUCAGUGCCACCCUAACAGGUUUAUUUAUUGAAGUAUUUGUUCAGUGAGGAGACUGGGGGCCCGGGGCUCCCGCCUUCUGCCUGCCAGCCACCAUGUCACACUGAUGUUUACAGGGUAGCAUCCAGGGCCUGCACUCCCUGCUGACAUGAACUGACCAUAUCCACCUCUUUCCUUCUGCCACCUCCACUCGCUCGCUGCCCUGGAACCAACAGGCUGGCUGCUGGUUGAAUUUUCUGAGACAGGACAUAGAAUCACUCUGGCAGAGCCCUGGCAGGGGAGGGCUACUGGGGAUCCAGUCCUUUGCACUGGAGAAAGCUGCAGUUUACCAAGUUGCUUUUUGCCAUUCUUCGUGACCUGGGCAGCAGGUGAAGAGGCAGGAAGGCCCCAGAGUGAGCACGAGCCACUGCUGGCUUCAGUCCUGGUCCCAGAAAGCAGUUCAGUGACGCCAGGCCCCCCCAGUCCAGCCCCAGGCAGUGUUCUUUCCCAGCCGUCCUGUGACCAAAGGCCCCUGCAGCUGAGAGUCAAAGCAGGUGUGUGUGAAAGCAGUGUGGCAACUGCAGACUGCAGAGCACUUAAACAGCUCACCUCCUUAGCCCAGGCCUGUCCCUCGAGCAGCCUCGCGCAAACCGUGUUGCCUGGUGGGGCCCAGUGUACUUAAAUAAAGGUGUUCCGAUAGACGCA
Messenger RNA from Heterocephalus glaber (naked mole-rat), 2563 nucleotides. It is a transcript of the gene Actr1a, whose product is annotated as actin related protein 1A. NCBI's taxonomy places the organism in Eukaryota, Metazoa, Chordata, Mammalia, Rodentia, Bathyergidae. The record is from RefSeq and is a predicted model, not a curated record.